Messenger RNA from Drechmeria coniospora, 1839 nucleotides. RefSeq lists its product as uncharacterized. Gene Ontology annotation, molecular function: dipeptide transmembrane transporter activity. Bases 1 to 1839 code for a protein of 612 amino acids. Gene Ontology annotation, cellular component: membrane. The record is from RefSeq and is a predicted model, not a curated record. NCBI's taxonomy places the organism in Eukaryota, Fungi, Ascomycota, Sordariomycetes, Hypocreales, Ophiocordycipitaceae. Gene Ontology annotation, biological process: oligopeptide transport; transmembrane transport. The transcript is spliced from 2 exons.
AUGACGACCGCCGUCCAGCUCGACAACGACGUCAUCGCCGAGGCUCACCUCGCCGAGGCCGAGGGGGAUCGCAAGUAUGCCCUCCGCGCCGCCGCCGACGACCGCAAGCCAUCCGUCUCUCACCACUCGCUGGCCGAUGUCGCCACCGUCCUCGAUGAAGAGUACGACGGCCGCCCGACGGAUGAGGAAUUUCAGACGCUGCGCCGCGUCUCGGGCAAGAUGCUGUGGAGCAUGUGGACCAUUGCCUUUGUGGAACUCUGCGAGCGCUUCUCCUACUACGGCUCCUCCGUGUUGUACACGAAUUUCAUCAACCGACCCCUGCCACCCGACUCGACCACGGGCGCUCCCGUCCACCCCGGCGACCUCCCCGGUGCGCUUGGCAUGGGCACCAAGGCGGCCCAGGGUCUCGGCCUCUUCAACGUCUUCUUCGCCUACAUCAUGCCCAUUUUCGGCGCCUGGGUCGCCGAUGCGCGUCUGGGUCGCUUUUGGACUCUCCACAUCGCCAUUGGCAUCUCCACCAUUGCCCACGUCAUCCUCGUCAUCGCCGCCUCCCCGGGCGUCAUCUCCAACAACAAGAGCUCCUUUGCCUGCUUCAUCAUCGGCUUGCUGGCCCUCUGCGUCGGAACCGGCUUCUUCAAGGCCAACGUCUCGCCCUUGCUGGCCGAGCAAAACGAAGAUACAAAGCCCCGGGUCGAGGUCCGCAAGGGCGAGCGUGUCAUCGUCGACCCAGCCGUAACCAACACGCGCAUUUUCCUCUACUUUUACCUGUGCAUCAACAUUGGCUCGCUCGCCGGCGAGAUCGGCAUGGUCUACGUCGAAAAGUACCUUGGAUUCUGGGUCGCCUUUCUCAUCCCGACGGCCCUCUUCCUCGUCGCCCCCGUCAUCUUGUGGUCCCAAAAGAAAAACUACAAGCUCAAGCCCCCGACGGGCUCGCUGCUUUCCAAGUUUUUCAAGAUGGUCCUCUUCAUCCGCAAGCACUCGAGUUGGAGGCACUUUUCCUGGGAGGUGGCCAAGCCUUCCAACGUCCCCCUCGACGAGCGCCCCGGUUGGAUGACGUACGACGACGCCUGGGUCGACGAAGUCCGACGUGGCCUCCUCGCCUGCAAGGUCUUCCUCUUCCUUCCCGUCUUCUUCCUGUCCUACAACCAGAUGACGGGCAACCUGACCAUCCAAGCCGGCACCAUGGAGCUCCACGGCGUGCCCAACGACGUUAUUCAGAACCUCAACCCCAUCUCCAUCGUUAUCAUGAUUCCUAUCAUCGACCACCUUCUAUACCCCGGCCUGCGCAAGCUUGGCAUUGCCUUUACUCCUAUUAAACGCAUGACCUUUGGCUUCUUCAUCGCCGCCCUGUCCAUGGUCGCCUCGGCCGUCAUGCAGUACUAUAUUUACGAGGAGAGCCCCUGCGGCUGGUACGCCAACAAGCUCAUCGUUGUCGAUGGCGUCGAAAAGGCCUGUCCUCCGGCGCCCAUCAACGUCUGGGCCCAGAGCUUGCCGUACAUCUUUAUCGGUAUUGCCGAGAUUUUUACAAACGUCACCUCGUACGAGUACGCAUUCUCCAAGGCGCCCGAGAAUAUGAAGUCGCUUGUCAUGAGCGUAAACCUUUUCAUGAGCGCCAUAUCCGCUGCCAUCGGCCAGGCCUUUACGCCUCUCUCCGCCGACCCCCUGCUCAUUUGGAACUAUACCGUGGUUGCCUGCAUUGCCUUCAUCGGAGGCGGCGCCUUUUGGAUUUGCUUCCGCCAUCUCGAUUCCGACGAAGACAAGUGGAACAUGCUCAAGAAGUCCGAGUUUGUGGGAAAGAAGCAGCCUGGUCUUGGCAAGGAAUUCGAUGGCGAGGUAUAG